This is a messenger RNA of Caenorhabditis sp. 36 PRJEB53466, 9305 nucleotides long. NCBI's taxonomy places the organism in Eukaryota, Metazoa, Nematoda, Chromadorea, Rhabditida, Rhabditidae. The record is from the annotation of a GenBank genome assembly.
AUGGUCAGUCCAGGCACAACACGGGAAAACCUAAACGGCGCAGAAACAAACUCACUAAAAAGAGAAGGAUCUCGAAUAGCGGACCCGUUGGAAACGAAAAGGCCUCGUAAUCAGUGAGUUAUCAGUGAGAAAGAGAGAAAACAUCUGUCCGAGUGAAAGUCAAGUGUACGGAACUGCGAAUGAGAAUGUUAAUUAAUACUUACGGUUUUCCCAUAGCAUAACGUUUUAAACUAGCUGUCGGCCUGAAAAUUUUGACUUUUCUUCAAACGGCAUUCCUCCAAUAAUUUUGACAACGACUACCCAGAUCACCAUUUUUUCCUUUCUUAGUUUUAAUCGUACUAUUUUUUCAGAGAAGAACAUGGCCCCAUCAGCAACGGCGAAGCGAUCGCGUUUCAAUCCAGAUUCAGACGAGUGCCUGGCUCAUCAUAUGAAAGGUCUUACACUAGGACAACAACGACUGUCUGCAACGGAACCAUUCGACACAACGAUACACCGUCGCCGUUUUAUACUGCGCCCGUCAUCACAGUCGAAUGUUCGGAGGACGACGAAUACAAUGAUAUCGGGCUGCCCGAUAUCGAAGUACCGCCUGCUGACAAUGGCUCGUUUUCCGGUGAAUCAUCGCCUCACGCUUCUAACACGUCUGAUUAUGAGACGAAUGAAAUCGCAAAAUUUCUCGCCGAGCAGUAUGCAGAAAAGUGUGCCGAAAACGAACCCCUUGACAUCUACGGCAUCAGCGACGACGACGAAAUUCAAGAUAGUAAUGGAGAAGGUUCCAGUCAACCAGUUGCCGCCGAGAAUCAGAAUGAGCAAGUCGAUCAUGCUCAGAAUGAAGGUUGCGCUGAAAAGUCGAUAUACGAGGAUGCACGUCUCGAAGUGGCCUCGCGUGAAGUGGUUGUCGGUGGAGAAAAACUCAUGGAGAUGAACCAUCAUGCGGAGGCUGUCGAACAUAGAGAAGAAGCCUUCGAAGGGGACACAAUCAGAGUGGCAGUCGUGUAUGAAGAAGUAGCCAUGGAAAUGAACACGCGUCGAGUGUUCAUUGAUGAUGAAGAAGAAGAAGAAGUAGAAGACGUCACGGAAGUGAACCACAAUGCGGUUGCUGUAAAUCAUGGAGAAGAAGAUUUCGAUGAGAACUCAAUCGUGGGCAUGCGUCGAGUGUUCAUAGAUGAUGAUGAUGAUGAUGAAGAAGAAGAAGAAGUAGAAGAAGGCUUGGAAGUGAACCACAAUGCAGUUGCUGUAAAUCAUGGAGAAGAAGAUUUCGAUGAGAACUCAAUCGUGGGCAUGCGUCGAGUGUUCAUAGAUGAUGAUGAUGAUGAUGAAGAAGAAGAAGAAGUAGAAGAAGGCUUGGAAGUGAACCACAAUGCGGUUGCUGUAAAUCAUGGAGAAGAAGAUUUCGAUGAGAACUCAAUCGUGGGCAUGCGUCGAGUGUUCAUAGAUGAUGAUGAUGAUGAUGAAGAAGAAGAAGAAGUAGAAGAAGGCUUGGAAGUGAACCACAAUGCAGUUGCUGUAAAUCAUGGAGAAGAAGAUUUUGAUGAAAACUCAAUCGUGGGCAUGCGUCGAGUGUUCAUAGAUGACGAUGAUGAUGAUGAAGAAGAAGAAGAAGUAGAAGACGUCACGGAAGUGAACGACAAUGCAGUUGCUGUGAAUCAUGGAGAAGAAGAUUUCGAUGAAAACUCAAUCGUGGGCAUGCGUCGAGUGUUCAUAGAUGACGACGAUGAUGAUGAAGAAGAAGAAGAAGUAGAAGAAGGCUUGGAAGUGAGCCACAAUGCAGUUGCUGUAAAUCAUGGAGAAGAAGAUUUUGAUGAGAACUCAAUCGUGGGCAUGCGUCGAGUGUUCAUAGAUGAUGAUGAUGAUGAAGAAGAAGAAGAAGUAGAAGAAGGCUUGGAAGUGAACCACAAUGCAGUUGCUGUAAAUCAUGGAGAAGAAGGCUUCGAAGCGGUUCCAUAUUGUCGGCGUUCCGGGUUUGCUGCACUAGCCAUGCGUGUGAGACAAUUUGAAGCAAUGGACAAUCUUGAAGCUGAAGCUGCAAGCGAUGAAGAAGCUGAGGAGGAUGAAGAAAAUGAAGAUGAACAUGUGGGAGUGGCCGAUGUUAACGACGACACUGUUGAAAACGAUGUUGCUGAUGACGACAGUGUUGCAAACUCUUAUAGUUUCGGAGAAGAUGAAGAUGUCCAAGAAGAGGCAGAUCUCGAAGAUGAGGAGGAUCUCGGAGAUGAUGAAGAAGAAGUUCAUGAUCCAAGAAGAAUUGUUUUUUCACCAGCUGAUGAUGAUGACAUUAUUGAUGAAAUUAUUCGGCAAGAGGGAGGCAUCAUGAUCGACGACUCUGAUGACGAAACGGAAGAGGACGACGAGUAUGUCCCCGAGGAUCCGAAUCCAAACGUGGUGGCUCAUGCGGUGCGCGAGACAAAUCCGGGCAACAGUUCAUAUGCUCCAGGCGAUGACACUCUGGAAGCGGAUGUUGAAGCCGAAGGCGAUGCUUCCGAAGAUGACGGUGGAGAAGCCGAAGCUCCACAAGCUGCCGUCCCAGAAGCUGUCGUUCCAGUUUCUGGCGUUCAAGAACAAGAAGAAGUGAGAGUGACAACAACAGCCAUUCCACGUCCAUCACCAAAUCGUCCAAUAGUUUUGGACACGAUAACGAUAGAGGACACGCCGCCGAGGGAACCAACUCCAUUGCUGCCAAAGCAAAAGGAAGAUUCAAGUGAUUCGAUCAAAUUGUGAGUUGAUGAUUAGGUGUGGCCUUCCUAGUAUGAGGCUUUUGACAAAAACUGUAUAUUCUUAUUGUAACCUAAACAAAAAUUGUCCAGUUUUCCGCUAACCUACUGGCAAUUAACUUUCCAAAACCGCUGUUCAGGCUACACUUUUUCGAGAAUUACUUUCCAAAAUCACAUGUUCGCUUUUCCUUCCACCUGACUGAUUUCCAAAACAUUUCUGUCAUUCUCAUUUGACAAAAACGUUCCGCUUUUCUCGCUUCUCUCUCUCUCUCUCCAUUUCCCCUCUGCAUUCCGUCACCAAUGUGUGGGCAGAGAAGGGGAACAUAAUGGAGCGAGCACACGUUUUUUCUCAUUUCCAGCUGAAAAGAAAACCAUCAAACCAUUUCCCUUGAGUGUUGUUCAGUUUGGUCCGAAAAGCAGCCAGUUAUUAGUUGAUUAGCUGACGUGCUUUUCACUCCUCCCCUAUAAUUUUUGUUUUUGUCACUUUAGCUCAAUUCACAGCUAUCAGAAUGCUCCAAAAUCGGCCGGCUAAAUGGCUGGUCCGCAAAACUCGCCCCAUGUAAGUAUACGAGGGGAUGUAUACAUUUUCAAUCUGGAAAAGUGCACAAAGAGGAAAAUGGCUUAUCUAAAUUCACAGUUUCUUUUGUUGUGACUUUCAAACAGUACAACUCUUUUCGAAGAAGUGUUGAAACAUUUCUUUUUUUCGACGUCAGGUUCCAAUUUCAGUUGUUGACACGAGCGCGCUUCUAGAAUUUCUGAAAAGUAAUUAGGGAGUUCGGAGAGUUUUUCGACUGAAAACGAAAAGUGAAUCAUCUGCUUUCCAUCGUUUAGGCAUCAGCUGGAAACUGUGAGCUUACACAAAUGUUACAGUCAUUAAAGUUUUGAUAAAAGAAUGCAGUUCUGCGGUUGAAUACAGUACUCCAACAUGAGUAACUGUCCUCAUAACCAAUUGCUUGAGAGAUAAAUAAGAACGACCCAAAUACUUUCUUCCAACACAGACAAUAAUUUAUCUUCUUUUCAGCAUUGGAAUUUUCAAGAGUGACAAAUUGCCGGCUGCUUUAUCAAAACCGGGUUGUAAUCCAGUUCAUGAUCGGACUCCAAUGCCUGUAAGUUUUUUAAAAAUCGUUUUCUUCAGCACAAUACUACUGUACAAGACCGGAUUUUGAUUUACAUACUUGCGUGUGAUUAUUUAUCAUCCCCGAUACACAAGUCAUCAUAUCCCUCAUCCCAACAUGAGCUUGAAAGAGAAAGAGAGAGAGAGAAAGAUCGAUUGAUACACGUACACGUUUGACGUGCUCUCCCGUUGCUGCUCCUGCUGCUACUGAUCCGGCUGGUGGUGGUGUUGGAUAGGCGGGAGGGAGAAGGAAAAGAAACGGGAGACACCCCAAGUAGAUAGUUUAAAAUUGCUCCUUCUCGCUCUCGUGUCUUAUCCUUCCCCUUCCUUCCGAUCAGUUCUACCCCUGUCUUUCUCUCUCUCUCCACUCUCAAUGGUGCACGAAGAAGAAUAAGAAGAAGAAGUAGAAGGUUGUAAAGUGAAAUAAAGAAGAGUCGAAGCACACACACACACAUAGAUCGACAGUGGGCGGCUCUUCUCUUCUAUCCCUCUCUCGUGUGCCUCCCGCCAAGCUUCGCGGGUCCCUGCCGGCCCCUUCACAGAUAUAUACCUAUUAUUUUGUGUAUGUAUCUGUGUGUGUAUGCUUGAGAGGGAGAAUCUGUGCCUCUUUUUCGUUUCUCUACUGAACGGCCCACCAAGAAGAACAUUAAUCUUCUUCCUCUUCUUCCUCUUUUCUUCUUCGUUUUUGCUCGCACGGCAAUUUUUGGUUUGCAAUUCAAUUUCCUUGCCUUUUCCGAAUCUCAAUUCUCCAAAUUCUCAGCUCAGCUCUGCAAACCAAACAAUAUAUCCUUCUCUACAGUAACUCCGUCCCUAUAGUUCCCUAAGGGCCACCUUCCGUGGCCGUGCCGACGACGACGGUGGACCCAUCCACGUCACCAUCACGAUCGCCCAACUGUCUUACAACCCGCUCAUCACCAUUUUCGCGCGAGCCAUCUCAACAUCAUCAUCAUCAUCAUUUUCUGUCGCCGCUCGCCUCACGCCGUCAUUACAUCUCGCACCGCCUUCCGCAGCGAGCUGUACUUUCGAACGCGCCACCAAUCCAGUCAGCUGCUAUUGUCUUCAACUCGACAGAGCCUCGACCUCAGCCUCAGCUCCAGCCGCCGAUCCUAGUCGUUCCCGAGAUGCCUGUUCACAAGCAAUCGGCGCUUCAAACCAACUCGCUGGCGCUCCGCCGACUGCCGCUUGUUGUGAUACCGCGAAAGCGAAAGUACAAGAAUUACGUGUCGCGACGGCGGAACACUCAACUAUUAGCCAGUCUUCGUCGAUGUGUCUCCGAUCCUAAUUUGUACAAGAGCUAUAAUCACUGGAAAGGUCUCUCGCGUCCGAUGACGCCUCUCAAAUCAGGCGCGCCGACCCCUAAGACGGUGACACCUUUGCCUGUUCCCGCCUCGACUGGCCACCAAAAGCUCACGCCGAACCCGUUGCCGACUCAAAAUCCCGUCAAACUCCCGUCUCCGCAUGCUAUCUCGGAGAAGCCGAACCACCCACCGAAAGUGUCAGAUGACCCCUCUCAGGCUGGGGCCUCCGCUGUGACUGCGGCUCAGCCAGUUUCUAAGCAAGUUUCGGGAAAGUUGACAGAGCUGAAAAGCAAGAAUGGUCCUCCGCCAACUGAGAAAACUGCCCUGAGAAUCCCUUCGGCUGCGUCGAGUCGAUUAAAAGCGGCGGCCAAUUCGACGUCCACCUCCACUUCGACAGCUGCUCCACCUGAUGAGCUCGGAUCUUCCAAAAAAGGAGCAGUGCCAACAGCUGCCAAUGAACCUGUCACGACUGUCCCGGCUGCUGUUUCUGCUGCCAACGCCACGAAACCAUCCCCAUUUGCACCUGCUAUUACUCCUGUAGGACCGGCGCCUGCGCCUCUCAAGCCACCUGUCGCGAAGCAGAACUCUCUUCAAAAGCCACCGCCCGAACCGAAACGAUUAAUCGGAGGUGUCGUCGCUCCUGUUUCCAAACCGGUCGCAAAAAUGGCUGCGACUCAAGACGCGGUGCAUAAAAUUGAUGGGAUUGAGUUCUUGCCCAAAGAACAAGACGAUGGACAGGUCCCCACUACCUCAGCGGGUCCAAAAGCGCUCAGGAGGGCGUAUGGAUCUAAAAGUGGAACGACAAUAUGUGCCAUCGGAAGUCCCAAUGUUCCAUCCACGAGCAACGCGUAUGCACCGCCUCCUACAGCUCCGGAUGAUGACAAACGGUUGAUUGAAAAGAAAUUGUCAUUGCGAAAAAAGAAGAUUACUGGAGAAGUGGCUCCAGGUGGUAUUCUCACGGGUUCAAAGUCGGGAAUUGAUAUUGGAAUCAACAAUAAUCACACGAAAGAGCAGACGGACGAGCAGAGGGCAAAGAAGACGGUGAACGCUGUGGCCGCUGCAUUUUCAACACUCCAAGGGCCAAAUGCGGAAGAUGCGACGUCGUCCACAAGUCGAGAAGAACGGCCGCCACCACCUUCCUCUACUCAACCCCAAAAACCCAAGUCGGCGGCAGUUCAGAACUUGAUCUCACAACUCCAACUGCCCGCUUCGGUUUCGGCGAAAGUUGACAAGAUUAUCGCGUGCGGGGAUAAAGCGAGAAAACCAUCUAGAGCUGGUUUACAGGUUUGUAAUUCUAUUCCAAAAUAAACAAAUAGAUAAAAACAAUUUCUGGUCUUGUACAGUAAUAGGUGCUAACCUGAAAAAUAUAUAAUUUCAAAUGUGCAUUGUUCAGGCGAAUACAUCUCGACCGAGAGUUGUUCAAGAGAUUGUGGCCAACAAGAAAGCGCAAUUUCAAGACGACAAGGACGGUCAUUUGAUAUACUCGAAAGGAGAUUACAUUCUUGAGAGAUGUAAGUUAUCAGUUUUUCUUCGAUAUUUAUCUCUAUUUUCCCUGUCCAACUAAUUUUCCUGAUUUCAGUCACCAUCUUCGAGACUCUUGGCGAAGGCACUUUUGGCAAAGUAGCUCGAGUUCGCGACGGCACCACCAACCACUAUAUGGCUCUCAAGAUCAUCAAGAACGUGAGCAAGUACCGUGACGCUGCUCGAUUGGAGAUUAAAGUUUUGCAAAAGUUGGCUGAACGGGAUCCGAACAAGGACAAGUGAGUUUUCUGAAGUCUUCACAAAAAAUACGUUUGGUGUAAAGUUCGCUGGACCAGCUGGUGUUAAAGUGCAUGGGUGUGAGGAUGCAUAGCCGAUCAUCACUCUUUCUCAUGAGAACUUUUGUCGGUGGUCGGCGGGCUCUAGAAUCUUCUUCGGUGUGCGUGUGUGUGAUGGAUCAUCGGAUCGAUGAUGAGAGAUAGAAAUUGACUCUCUCUCUCUCUCUCUCUCUUUCUCUUCUCUGCUCCUGCGGUUUGCUCUCGUUUCUUCCAAAGACAACUGUUCCUCUUUCGUUGCCCCGAUGAAAUAUCAUGUGAAUCUGAGAGAAUUUUGACGCGAAGAGUGGGGGGGAAUCCUCGGAAAUGCUGCUCCCGGCUGCUGCUUUUUGCCUGAAUUUUGAUACGCUCCCUCUUCCUCUCUUUCUCUCAUUUUCUCUUGUGGGCCACUGAGGACACACGGCAAAAAAAAAGAAAGGGAGAGUGAAAGAAGAGAUCAGGAAUGUCAUGUUCCACUCCUCGAAAGCGUAUCAUCAUCCACUAAAAACAUGAAACGAGUUGUAGCGCUCGCUCGCUCGCCGCUUUCGUUUGUCGGAAGUGUGGAGAUCGAUUAGUUGCGCUCGCUUUACACUUUUUGGAGCUCGACACUUGCACACACACACACCUACAUACACUGAAAACAUUAACUUAGAGGGAGCAAAAAUUGGUCUGGAGGGUUGAUUUUUGUGUUAAUUUUGGCACAGCUGAAAAAACUGAACAAAAAUGAAAGAAAAAACCAUUUUGUGACUCGGGAAAAGAAAACAUCAAAAUUUUCUGACUACAUUUCCCUGACUAAAAUCUGAUGUAAAAAGUUGUACUAAAACCCAAGUCUUUCAGCUUUGUCAUACACAUGGGCGCUUUCUUCGAUUACCACGGCCACAUUUGCAUUUUGUUCGAUCUGAUGGGACCAAGCAUCUUCGACUUUCUGGUACGACCUUCCCAUAUUCACUUCAAAACGCUGUAUCUAAUAGAAUUUCAAUUCCAGAAGCAGAAUCACUACAAGCCGUAUCCGAUGGAGCACGUUCUGCACAUUGCGUGGCAAGUGUGCAACGCCGUCAAAUUUCUGCAUGACAACAAGCUUACGCACACGGAUCUGAAGCCAGAGAACAUUCUGUUCUGUGAUAGUCGGUUUACAACAAAAGUGGUCGAUAAGAAGGUGAGAUAUCGUUUUGAAAAAAGUUUUUGAAACAUUGCAUCAAUUUCGAUGAGAUUCUAGUGUUGUCGAGUACCAAAAAGGGAUUUUAUGAGAAUUAACAAGAGCCCGUUGCCUGCUCUCUAAGAAUUUUCAGGCUUCUUAGAUCUUUUGAUCAUUUUGUAGCGUUCUUGAGCAAUCCUCGUAUCACUUGAUGGCCAAAGGGCGGUGCGUAAAAUUCUUAUCCAAACGUUUUGUAAAUAUACUUUACGAAAUUGUUUUUUGCGGAACAUAAGCCAUAUUUUGCCCAUUCCAACAUAUUUUUUCAGCCAAUGCGAGUAUUGAUUGCCACUCAUGUCCGUCUAAUCGAUUUCGGAUCGGCCACUUUCGACAACGAGCACCACUCAGCGAUAGUCUCGACACGUCACUACCGAGCACCGGAAGUAAUUUUAGGUAUGCAUCUCUGUUUUUGUUCCGAAAUUAUUGUUCCGUUUUCAGAACUGGGCUGGUCCCAGCCGUGCGACGUCUGGUCUAUCGGAUGCAUCCUCUACGAACUGUACACCGGAGUCACCCUGUUCCAAACUCAUGAGAACCGGGAGCAUUUAGCGAUGAUGGAACGAGUGCUCGGAGAUAUUCCACAACGAAUGGCUAAAAAGACAAAGUUGGUUAUUUUUCCAUCUUUCAACCCCUAACCAAGCCCCCCGAGUGCUGUGUACCAGAUGAUAUUGCAUUGUUGAAGAGCUUUCAGAACCAAGUUCUUCAUCAACGGACGACUCGACUGGGUGAGCACGUCGGCCGACGCCGCCUACGUGCGUGACAACUGCAAGCCUUUACGGGUGAGUUUUCUCCACAGAACAUGAAUCAAUCAAUUAAUUUGAAAUUUCAGCGAGCGAUGACUUGCUCCGAUCCAAUGCACGUCGAGUUGUUCGAGUUGAUUGAGAACAUGCUCAUGUACGAGCCCAUCUCCCGCAUGGAUUUGAAUGAGGCCCUCGAACAUCGAUUCUUCCACCGACUCGGUCCUGAUUUAAAGUGAGUUCCUUUUCGACAUACAUUUCAGAAUAAAAUGUCCUACAUGUAGUGCCCAGUGUUCAAACACUGUCGCGCACAAAUGCAGACCGUCUGUGCAUUUGUGUAUGCAAACUCGGCAUUGCAAUUUUCGAACAAUAGUAAAUAGAUGACAUGAACUUCAAUAACCACUUUUUUUCCAGAAAGCCGUCUCCUUUACAAAACCCACAGAUGUGCUCACCUGUACGAGACUGA